AUGGCAAUGAGGAAAGUACUACACUUCAUCGCACUGUGUCACAUAAUCUCAGUGACCAAGACUUCUUUUAUCCAACUUAAUAAUGGAAGUUAUGAAGAUAUUGUCAUUGCAAUUCAUUCUGGAAUACAGGAGAACAUUGAGAUUAUUGACAAAAUUAAGGAAAUGGUGAUAGAUGCAUCAAGUUAUCUAUUCCAUGCUACAGAGAACAGACUCACCAUAAAGAGUGUGAAAAUUUUAAUUCCAAUAACCUGGACAUCAAAAAACUACACAAAGCGUGAAAGAGAAACUUAUGAAGAGGCAGAUAUUAUUAUCACACAUCCUUUCCUGAAAUACGGAGAUGACCCAUAUACUAUUCAGUAUCGAGGGUGUGGGGAACAAGGAAAGUACAUUCAUUUAACACCUAAUUUCUUGUUAAAUACCAGCCUGGCCUCAGUAUAUGGAUCUCCAGGAAGAAUAUUUGUCCAUGAAUGGGCACACCUUCGAUGGGGUGUUUUUGAUGAGUAUAACACUGAUAAACCCUACUACGUUUCCAGAGAUCGUACAGUAGAAGCUACAAGGUGCUCUGUUGAUUUAAAUGGUACUAACAUAAUACAGGAAUGUGAAGGAGAUUCCUGUUUAGUAAGGCUGUGCAAAAUUGACUCCAACACAGGUCUUUAUGAACAAGGGUGUCUCUUCUUGCCUGACGAAGACCAGCAUGUACAAGAAUCAAUUAUGUAUUCACAAGCACUUCCUUCUGUAACAGCAUUUUGUAAUGAGAGUAAUCAUAACACUGAUGCUCCAAAUCUACAGAACAGAAUGUGUAACUUACGCAGUACCUGGGACAUCAUCAUGAACUCCACAGACAUGAAGUCCACUCCACCCAGACCUGCGACCAAUGCACCUGUCCCCACCUUCACACUGCUGCAAUAUAAGAAGAGAGUGAUCACAUUAGCAUGUGAUGUUUCAGGAAGCAUGGCUCAUUUUGAUCGCAUUGGACGAUUUUUACAAGCAGCUGAAUUUUUCCUUACUCAUAUCAUUGAAGAGGGAUCUUAUGUUGGGAUUGUUGAAUUUUAUACAUUUGCGUAUGCCAUAUCUAAACAACUUAUUCAAAUAACCAGUGAUAAGGACCGUGCAAUGCUAAUAUCAUAUCUUCCCACUACAGUAGUAAAUGAUGGUUCUAAUAUCUGCAAUGGGAUUCUAGAAGCACUUAAGGUAAAUACAUUUCUUGAUGGUUCUUCAGCUGGCACUGAAGUAAUACUGGUAACAGAUGGAGAGGAUAAUCUUAAGGAGUGCUUCGGUAGCAUAUCUGAGAGUGGUGCAAUAAUUCAUGUAAUAGCACUUGGGUCUGAGGCAUCAGAAGACCUUGGAGAGAUUGCAGACAUGACUGGGGGACAAAAACAUUUUGCAAGUGAUAAAGUUGAUGCUAAUGACUUGAUAGAUGCCUUCAGUGAAAUCUCAAAUGGAAAUGGUGAUGUGACUCAGCAGCCUAUCCAGCUGGAAAGUAGGAGUUUAAACCUUGAGCCUGAGCAGUGUAUGAAUGGCACCAUUUUUAUUGACAGCACAAUUGGCUCCUACACGUUCUUCCUAGUAACAUGGCAAGUUUCUGUUCCAAGUGUCAACUUACAAGACCCGGAAGGAAAAAUAUACAUUGAAAAACAAUUCACCAAUAACACACUUUCAAGGUCAUCGAGACUUCAAAUCCCGGGAAAGGCAGAGAGUGGAGCUUGGCAUUACAACCUUUGUAAUAACCUUAAAGAAGAUCAAGUAGUGGGUAUUAUAGUGACAUCCAAGGCCGUGGAUGAAAGUGUGCCUCCCAUUACUGUAAAUGUCCAUAUGAACCAGGACACGAAUAGUUACCCCAACCCAAUGGUUGUUUAUGCAUCAGUGCACCAAGGUCUAUUGCCUGUGACAGGAGUAAAAGUGACAGCAUUUAUUGCAGUAGAAAGUGGAAAGUCUGUGAGUCUAGAACUUCUGGACAAUGGGGCAGGUGCUGAUAUAACCAUAAACGACGGUGUCUACUCAAAAUACUUCACCUCUUUCACAGAAAAUGGAAGAUACACCUUAAAAGUGCAUAUUGAAGGUGGGGACACAGAGAGCAGGUUGGCAACGCCCAUAAAUCGUGCUCAUUACAUUCCUGGAUAUAUAAGAAAUGGUACAAUUUCUAUGAACCCCCCAAGACCUGUGGUUAAUAGUGAUGACCUUCACGUUACCUUGGGUAAAAUACGUAGAAUAAUUUCAGGAGGCUUUUUCACUGUAAAUAAUGUGCCAACAAGUCCGCAAAGAAUCAACUACCAUCCUGGGAAAAUAACUGAUUUGGAGGCAAAAGCACAAGGGAACUCAAUUGUAUUGUCUUGGACAGCAACCGGAGAUGACCUGGACCAAGGAACAGUGUCAAGAUAUGACCUGCGAAUGAAUAUCAGUCCAAAAGAUCUCAGAGACAACUUUAGAAACUCAGCUUCAGUUAAUAUCUCCAACAUCACACCACAACCUGCUGGAUCCAGAGAAAUAUUCACAUUUGUUCCAGAAGAUGUAGAUAAAGAGAAUGGAACUGUUUUUUAUUUUGCAUUGACUGCCAUUGAUAAAGACAAUCAGGAAUCACAUAUUUCUAAUAUAGCACAGGGUGUCCUAUCUACUUCAACAAUUCCGGAAUCUACUAGUGCUAUAGCCCCUACUACAACUGGUAGCACUAGUUUACAAACUCAUAAUUCUACCCCAACAGCAGAGGACACCAUCACACUAGUUGACAGUACCAGCUCAUCAGCCAAUAGCAUGUUGCCUCCAACUGGUGUCAGUGACAUAUCAACUGUCAGUACAAACCCACCAACAGACAGUCCUCUACACUCAACUGACACCAGUCUCUCACAGAUGAAUAACAGUUCAACACCACAUGACCGCAGCAGCACACCAACUGAUAACAUGCAACCAUCCACUAGCAACACUGGCCCACCUGUUGUCAACACAACGUCAUUUACUAGCAUACCUAUUCCAUCAACUGAAAUACUCAGACCGACUGGGGAUACCUUGCCAUCCACUGGAACUAUGCUACUACCAACUAAUAACACUUUCACUCUGCUAGAAACUAAGUACACCAUACUGACUGACAGCCUUGUAACAAACAACAAUACACAACUGAUUAGCAGCACAAUUCAGCAAGUAACUGAAAUCACACUAUUACCUAACAACAUAACAACCAGCAGUGCACCAGAAACUAGAACAACAGCUAGUUCCUCUCCAGGUAAUAUAAAUAAAACUGCAGUUAUAGUAGUAGUAUGUGUUGCAGCAGUUCUAAUCUGUGUAAUUAUAUAUAUUACUGUUUACUGUGUAAAAAGAAAAAGAAGAGGCUAUUAUUUCACAGCAUAAAACUCAUAAACAGUAAAAUAUAGGUUUAUACAUGUAUAUUCUUAAUAAGGAUACUUUACCAA
Molecule: messenger RNA, 3401 nt
Organism: Pseudophryne corroboree (corroboree frog)
Lineage: Eukaryota; Metazoa; Chordata; Amphibia; Anura; Myobatrachidae
Product: calcium-activated chloride channel regulator 1-like
Exons: 14
Coding region: 1-3339 (1112 amino acids)
Biological process (GO): chloride transport
Molecular function (GO): intracellularly calcium-gated chloride channel activity
Source: RefSeq, a predicted model, not a curated record